Closterium sp. NIES-65 is the source of this 3261-nucleotide messenger RNA. Lineage: Eukaryota; Viridiplantae; Streptophyta; Zygnematophyceae; Desmidiales; Closteriaceae. The record is from the annotation of a GenBank genome assembly.
AUGAGGAUCAUGAUAAAGGGAGGGGUGUGGAAGAACACGGAGGAUGAGAUAUUGAAAGCGGCGGUGAUGAAGUACGGCAAGAACCAGUGGUCGCGCAUCUCGUCGCUGCUCGUGCGCAAGUCGGCGAAGCAGUGCAAGGCGCGGUGGUACGAGUGGCUGGAUCCGAGCAUUAAGAAGACGGAGUGGACGCGCGAGGAGGACGAGAAGCUGCUGCACCUGGCGAAGCUCAUGCCCACGCAAUGGCGCACCAUCGCGCCCAUCGUCGGCCGCACGCCCGCGCAGUGCCUCGAGCGCUACGAGAAGCUCCUCGACGCCGCCUGCUCGCGCGACGACUCCGCCGCCGCCGGCUACGACGCGUCCGACGAUCCGCGCCGCCUGCGCCCCGGCGAAAUCGACCCGAACCCCGAGGCGAAGCCGGCGCGGCCGGACCCCGUUGAUAUGGAUGAGGACGAGAAGGAGAUGCUUUCGGAGGCGCGCGCGCGCCUGGCGAACACGCGCGGAAAGAAGGCGAAGCGCAAGGCGCGGGAGAAGCAGCUGGAGGAGGCGCGGCGGCUGGCGUCGCUGCAGAAGCGGCGCGAGCUGAAGGCGGCGGGGCUGGAGGCGAAUUACCGGCGGCGGAAGAACAAGGGGAUCGACUAUAACGCGGAAAUUCCGUUCGAGAAGAAGCCGCCGCCCGGGUUCUUCGACACGAGCGGCGAGGAGGCGAAUUCCGUGCAGCCGCUGCGGUUCCCCGUGACGCAGGAGGAGCUGGAGGGCAAGCGGCGCGCGGACGUGGAGGCGGCGGCGCGCAAGCACGACGCGGCGGCGAACAAGAUGCGGCUGCGCCACGACGCGCCCGCCAGCGUGCUGCAGGUGAACCAGCUCAACGAUCCGGCGGCGGUGCGCAAGCGCUCCAAGCUCUCUCUGCCCGCGCCGCAGAUCUCGGACCAGGAACUGGCGGCGAUCGCUAAGAUGACGCACGCCGCCGACGCGCUCGCCGCCAGCGAGGACGGCGACCCCGCGACGCGCGCGCUGCUCGCCAGCUACGGCCAGACGCCCGCGCACGCCGCCGCCGCCGCCGCGCUCACGCCGCUGCGCACGCCGCAGCGCACGCCCGGGGGCAAGGGCGAUGCGAUCAUGAUGGAGGCGGAGAACCUGGCGCGGCUGAGAGACACUCAGACGCCGCUGUUCGGCGGACAGAACCCUGACCUGCACCCCUCGGACUUCUCAGGUAUCACUCCGCGGAAGAAGGAGGCGCACACGCCCAACCCGCUCGCCACGCCCUUCCGCACGCCCGGAACGGCCGUGGGGAUGACCCCGGGCGGGCUGGCGCUGGCGGGGGCGGGCGCGCCGGGGAGCGUCCGCGGGGCGUCGGUUGGCGGAACGCCCGGGAAGGACUCGGUGUUCGGCGCGACGCCGUCGGAGGGGAUGGUGACGCCGGGAGGUGAGAGCGUGCGCGCGGAGAAGCUGCGGCUGGCGGAGGUGCGCGAGAGCUUGCGCCAGGGGCUGGGGUCGCUCCCCGCGCCCAAGAACGAGUACUCCAUCGUCGUCCCGGACUUGCCUGAGGACGAGCGCGCGGAAGGCGCGCGGGGCGCGGGCGAGGACGGGGACGAGCAAGACAUGGAACUGGACAUGUCGGAGGUGCAAGAGCGGCAGGAAGCCGCCAGGCGCGCGGAGGAGGAGGCGCGGCUGCGCAAGCGGUCGCAGGUGCUGCAGCGGGAGCUUCCGCGGCCGUCGGUCGCGGCUGUGAAGCGGGUGGUUGAUGCGGCGGGGAAGGGGCGCGGAGGGGGAGGCGUGGGCGCGGGCGUGACGCUGAUGGAGCGCGCGGAGGAGAUGGUGCGCGCGGAGCUGGCGCUGCUGCUGCAGCACGACGCGGUGGCGUAUCCGUUGCCGCCCGGGGCGGAGGGCACGGGAGGGGGCAAGGAGGGGAAGCGGAAGAAGGGCGGGAGGGGCGAGGACGGGAGUACAGCGGGGUUGGAAGCGGUGGAAUUGGAGGACGUUGAGGAGGAUCUCAUGCAACAGGCGCGGGCGCUUCUGAGCGAGGAGGCGGGGUACGUGCGGAUGGCGCUGGGGCAGGAGGACACGGGCGCGGACGAGUGGGGGGAGGCGUGGGAGGCGUGCGCGGACGACCUCGUCUACCUGCCCGCGCAGGCUGCCUGGGGGCUGGCGUCGCUGGCGGCGAGCGCGGAUGUGGUGGCGGCGCUGCGCCCUGUGGCGGAGAGAGUGGGCAAGGCAGCGGAGAGCGAGGGGAAGAGGUGCAGCAAGCUGGAGCACAAGACCAAGAUCAUGUCUCAUGGAUACCAGAACCGUGCAGAGGCGUUGUGGAAGCAGGUGGAGGCAGCACACAGAGAGGCGGGUACUCUAGCAACGGAGCUGCAGUGCUUCCGUGCCCUGCACGCGCAGGAGGUGCUAGCGGCGCCCCGACGCAUAGAGACUCUGCAGGGUGAUGUGGCAGGCGUGACGGAGCGGGAAAGAGCGCUGCAGUUGCGGUAUGAGAACCUGCUGGUGGAGAGACAGCACUGGCGCAAGGUGGUGGCGGAGGGGGAGCGGCGCAAGGCGGAGGCGGAAGCUGCUGCUGCUGCUGCUGCUGCGGCAGAGGCUGAAGCGAAGGCUAAGGUUAAGGCAGAAGCUGCUGCGAAAGAAGCAGUUGCUGCUGCAGCAGCAGAGAGAGAGAAGGAGAGGAAGUUGGAAGAGGAGAAGGAGAAGGAGAAGGAGAAGGAGAAGGAGAAGGAGAAGGAGAAGGAGAAGGAGAAGGAGAAGGAGAAGGAGAAGGAGAAGGAGAAGGAGAAGGAGAAGGAGAAGGAGAAGGAGAAGGAAGGGGAGAAGGAGAAGGAAGAGGAGAAGGAGAAGGAAGGGGAGAAGGAGAAGGAGAAGGAAGGGGAGAAGGAGAAGGAAGAGGAGAAGGAGAAGGAAGGGGAGAAGGAGAAGGAAGAGGAGAAGGAGAAGGAAGGGGAGAAGGAGAAGGGGGAGGAUGCAAUGGAUGGGGUGGAGGGAGAGAAGGAGAAGGAGAAGGAUGGUUCAUGUGAUGGUGAUGGUAAGGGAAUGGAGGAAAUGGCUUCUGAGGCAAGAGAGGGUGCAGGUGAGGAGGACGGGAGACCUGGGGAAGGCGAGGAGCAGGGGCAAGGGGCGAACGCAGAGGGAAGCAGAGCAACAGAAGCAGAGGCGGAAGCAAAGGAGGAGGAGAGGAAGGCAAAGGAGAAAGAGGGGAAGGUGAAGCAGGAGGAGAGUGAGGCAAUGGAAGUGGAGGGAAAGGUGAAGGAGGAGGGGGAAGGUGCUGCAUGA